UUCUCCUUCACCAAGCAUGAGAUUUUAAGAGAAUUGGUGUGAGCUUGGUGGUGAAUAUGGUGGUCGGAGGCGGUUUUAUGAAAUGGGUUUUAGUUAUUUUAGCGAUUCUGGACCGAGUUAACUCGGUCUCUGCUAACUGUCAUUUCAGUGUCGUUGAUGAUAACAAGCUCUACGACUACAGCUUGGGCUCUCCCAUCCACUUAUUCCCUCAUGGCGUUCAAAGCGAAGAUGGAUUCUACAAGGUGGCAGCAAAUGAGACUGUGCUCUGGUUUCAGCUUUGCGAUGGAAUGAUUUUCAAUCACGACCCACCUAGAUGCGUCGAUUGCUGGGAUUGUGGGGGGCCAUCACGCUGUGGCAUGGGUUGUAGUGCGCUUGUGGCAAACAACAUAGGAGGUUAUGAUGUGUGCACUACCAUUGGGCGUGCCUCGAGCAUUGACAUUAACAUAAUUGACAAGAAGAAUCCUAACAGUGGUGUCAUUGUUAAGAUGUCAAAUAGUGGCCUAAAGCUCAACUGUUCGCUCUCUGUGUCUGUAAUUUGUGAUCCAAAUAGAGUUCAGGGGCCACAUUCACUGGAGAAAACUGGGAAAUGUGACUACGCUACAGUGUUAACGCAUCCUUCUGGUUGUGCCAAGGUCGUACAUGUUCAUGGACACUGGUGGGGCUGGUUUGGCACCUUAGGAACCAUAGUCUUAUGCCUUUUUGGAGCAUAUCUGCUGGCUGGGGCAGUUUAUCGAUAUUUCAGUCUUGGAGUUCGUGGAAUACACGUUAUUCCAAACUUGGACUUUUGGACCAGCGUACCUCAGAGAACACAGAGUCUGUUUGCAUCUUUAUUCCGCAAAUUUAGGGGAUCUUCUUCUCAAGGUCAUCGAAGCUCGUAUUCUCCUGUCAACUUCUGAGCAUACAGAAUACAGAUGUUUGUUUUAGAUUAAGCUGGUGAAUUCAUUUUGUAUCAUCUCUACUCUGCCAUCAACAUUUAGAAAACAAGAGAAAUGGGUCAGUGUGCAGACAACAGCCUUGUCAAAGCUAGCACUUAAGCUCAAUAUGCGCCAUACACCAUAAUAGAAAGGGUGUUUUUUCCAUCUCACCUAUGCUUUCCAUCUCUCUUUUUGUUCUUUCUCCAUAAGUCAUAUUUUAUUUGUAAUCUAAAAACAUCCUUACCAAGUACUUAUUUGUUAUUUCCCCUCUUACGUUGUGUCAGCUGCUGUUCAGGCAAUUUUGGAUGUAUUGUUUGCAUAUGGAUCUUAAUCUUUCUAUAGAUAAAAUUGAUAAAUGAGAACAUUGGAUUUUGA
Messenger RNA from Prunus dulcis (almond), 1289 nucleotides. RefSeq lists its product as uncharacterized. The coding region runs from base 57 to 896 and encodes 279 amino acids. Lineage: Eukaryota; Viridiplantae; Streptophyta; Magnoliopsida; Rosales; Rosaceae. The record is from RefSeq and is a predicted model, not a curated record. The transcript is spliced from 11 exons.